GUGCGCGUGGAGGAAGUUCCACUUUAAACUUCCACUUUAAACAUCCACUUUGAAGUUCCACUUUGAAGUUCCACUUUGAAAUUUCACGUGGAAAUUCCACUUUGUUUUAUUCUUUCGACUUAACACUAUUUAACUACCAAUGUUAUAAUUACUAGAGGUCGAUUUUGUAUUCCUGGUAAGAGUGCUCACUUCUCGCAUUUUCACCUCAUUCGUAUUUUUACGCGUGAGUGAAGUCGCCAUGAGAAUUUUCACUUGCGCGCACUGCGCAGGUCCAAUAUGGCCGAACCGAGCGACCGCGGCGUCCGCCGACUCGCGGAUUUCGCUGUGCACGAGUACUCGCGUUUGCCUGCGUUUGCCGUUGCGAGUGUCGUUAUUCGAUUGAGUUCACGGACUUACAUGAACGCGUACGUAUUGUGCAGGCGGAUGGGCAAUAUUUGCGUAGCAAGGUUUGUUUAGUGCACUCAGGGUCCGCUGUGAUAAACGCGUUCGUGCCGAGGAACAAAACACUCUCGCCAGGUCGGAGCAUGUCAGGGACGCAGUGGCAGGCUGGCCUCGUCUUGGUCACCGAGGAUCGCGGAAAGUGAGUUAGACACGAUCACUGCAGCUGUGGUUCGCCCGUCAGUGCUUGGCUGGACUCUACGUCCAGGAACUUCGAAGCAGCGCGUCGAACGAAGAUGGCGGACACUGCCGCCGCCGCCGUUGUCGUCGCUGACGCGAACACCAAUUCUCACGAGGUCUCCGAAAAUCACCUCCCUAGGAAGGGCAACGACCAGUGGGUGCGACUCAACGUGGGAGGAAUGUAUUUCCUGACGGCCAAGACAACCCUCGCUAGGGAUCCAAACUCCUUUCUCUAUCGGCUCUGUCAAGAGGACUCCGAUCUCAUCUCCGAUAGGGAUGAGACCGGUGCGUACCUCAUAGACCGAGAUCCGACUUACUUCAGUCCAGUUUUAAACUAUCUACGCCAUGGCAAGCUGGUUAUUAAUAAAGACCUAGCGGAGGAAGGGGUCCUGGAGGAGGCAGAGUUUUACAAUAUCACCGAACUCAUCAGACUGGUGAAAGAGAGAAUCAUCCUCAGAGAUGCACGGCUGCUGCGCGAUUCGAAGAAACACGUCUAUAGAGUUAUUCAGUGUAACGAGGAUGAAUUAACGCAAAUGGUAUCCACGAUGUCGGAUGGCUGGAAAUUUGAGCAGCUUGUCAAUAUAGGCUCGCAGUAUAAUUACGGAAAUGGCGAUCAUGCCGAGUUUCUGUGUGUGGUGAGUCGAGAGUACGGACCGAGUCAAUUAAGCAGUAAGGAACAAGAGUCCACCGAUCGUGUAAAGGUCCUGCAGCAGAAGGGCUCGCGCAUGUAAACUCUAGUCCCGUUUCCUUAUUCCAUCCCCCUCGAGCUUCGGCCGAAAGUUCUUGGCAGCCGGAAAAAAAAGCGAGACACCAGAAGACUUAGGCCCUGCCGAUUGUCAUUUCGGAGCCGAAUUCGCGAUAAUAUCUCGAGGGACGAUCACGUAGACCGAGCGAUCGCGUCGAGUGCAAGGGAAAGGAGAAAAGCCAAGGGAAACGAAACCUGGACAUUGGAGAAAGCUACACCGAAGUACAGGGAGGACCACGAAGAACCAGGACCAAUCGAGGGACGCGAGGGUGCAUUUAAACGAGAACGAAGACCGACAUCUCUCUCUCACUACGUUUAUAAUUUCCUCUUUCCCUCUCUCUGUUUCCUCAUCUCGAGCUUCUGCGACUAAACGCCCACCUAGGAGUCUAGAUUCGUCGUUUCUUUUGCACCGAAUUGUACAAAAGUCGAGCCUCGUUUAUGACUCCUCGCAGGUACUGCGCAUCUCUAUUGUCUCGAUCUUUCUCUCUAUAUCGAGGUUUCUUCGGGUUAGCUGCAAUUCUCCACUUCGUGUACACUCUGGGUGGAGCUUGGUGUUCAGGUUACGGGGCGCGUAAUCACUAUUUUACACCUUUUUUAGUACAAACGUGCAGGACUUUCCGCACUUGGCCGCGAGAUGGCGCAAUUAGCCGUGGGAAGAUUAAUUCGAACGUGUGGACACUCGUGUGAAGAUAUUGUUCGUGGAGAUACACUUUUGUACUUCUCUUGUAAAGUGUGGUGCAGUCGGUUGCACUGAAGUGCAGAAUAUGCAGCUAACCCGAACAAACCUUAUAUAUAUCUCUCUCUAACAAGGGGAAUAUAUCCCAGAUGUACCUGAUCGAUUUUAUUCGUUCCAACUUUGUACCGUAUCGGAGAACAAGUUAACACUUUUUCUUAUAAUACCCUUUUUAUAUGCACUAAUUCGCGAGUUUGAGUGACAUUUCAUGGGUGACAGGACCUUCCUUGUGUUCUCCAUGUUUACGUUGUAAAGUUAGAAACAAUUCGAUACAUCCAGUUCGUAGGAAAAGUUUCAUGAUCUUCUUCUCGGAUGCCACUUGCGCAUCCCCUUGAUCUCGAGAGUCGGCACCUAUAUAGAAAAUGAGAAAUAUAGGUUUUUAACGUACAAUACGACAUGUCGGAAUCUAGAAAAUCGGCAAGAUACACCUGGGGAUAUUUUCCUUGUAAGAUGUAAAGGGCGCUCCCAAAUAUCUCGUACUUUGAGUGACUGCAAACUGAGCCGUAAGAAUUGCCGUCGACGCCAUCUUGAAUUUUCUGCAACAUCAGAGCAGCCUCUUGUUACGGCUCAUGUCCACGUGUAACGCGCGAAUUUAUUAAUAGUACGCGAGCAUAGUUGAUAUCGCUCUGGCAAGAAAUAUCGCAAGUUACUUGCACGUCGACAUGAGCCCAUACACUUACCUUUAUGCGAGAUAUCUGCGAAGGCCUUUACGAGCCGUGAACGAGUCUGCGUGUUUACUUACCUCUGCACUGCCGCUACGUAAAAACAUAAAAUGGGUCGCGAGCGCGCGAAAGUCUCUCGCGGAUAGGGAAUAAAAUGAUUAGGUUAAGGUAAUCUCGCCCGUCGAGUCAUUCGAACCGCCCUUUUCUGGUCGAGGCGAUGGCACACGCCGUACUUAAUAACGUUCCCCGUGUCAUGGCCUCCGUCCCCGUAUCAUCAAAGUGUCAUGGCGGCCGCGUCGCCCUGCGAACGGAUUUUCUUACGAGUUAUACGAGUUUUACGAGUUAUAAGCAAACCUGGCCGAGUGUCACCCUCCGAUUUUUAUGAAAUUUUACAGUUUUCCACGUUUUUAGAGCUAUCUCUUUACUUUUUACAAUGGCGGGAAUUUAGGAUUUCUGAAAGGACUAUCCCAAGGAGCGAAGGGAUUGGAUGUAGUAAAGCGCCCCAAUGUUUGGAUUUCUAAAUUUUAAAUUUUGAUUCUAGUUCAGAAACACAGAGAAUGAUCAAAACACAAUUUAGAACAUUCUGUCGUAGAAAUUAUUCAAUUGAAAAUGGUUUUAUUCGAAAAUUAUUCCGCGUAUAUGAGACGCCGCCAUUUUGAAUUUCGUAUUUUUAACUUUCGGCUCAGUUUUAGUGACAUUAGAAACUACUUUAGAUCAUUUUAUCGCGUGUGAAUAUUUGUUUCAAUGGGAUAACGAUAACGGCGUCUGUCGCGUUACGUUGUAAAAAAUCUUGUAUUUGCUUCGAUAUCAAAAUUGAAUCGAAGGGAGGAACCCUUCCAAAGGGUCAGUCAGGAUCGGAGAGCAUUCGGAAUGGUUCGUUACACUAAAUGCCAGACACAUGCGAAGGAAGGGCGUCGGUUUGAACAACACAAGAUGCGACGGGUAGUUAGUCGUUUGUAUUUGUUGUACCAUAAAAUAAAUAAAGACUUUGUUGUACA
Molecule: messenger RNA, 3756 nt
Organism: Orussus abietinus
Lineage: Eukaryota; Metazoa; Arthropoda; Insecta; Hymenoptera; Orussidae
Gene: inc
Product: BTB/POZ domain-containing protein KCTD5
Exons: 4
Coding region: 675-1349 (224 amino acids)
Biological process (GO): protein homooligomerization; proteasome-mediated ubiquitin-dependent protein catabolic process
Cellular component (GO): cytoplasm; Cul3-RING ubiquitin ligase complex
Molecular function (GO): cullin family protein binding
Source: RefSeq, a predicted model, not a curated record